CGUGAGUCACCAGCCGGAGGAGGCAGAGGAAGAGGGAUGUGGCUGCGCUUCCAUAACGCGCACUGGGAGUCGUCGGGGAGGACAGAGGUCCCUGGUGUGGUUUCUCGCUUUCUCCGCCAGCUGGACUAGGCGGCGGAUAUCCCCGACAAAAUGCAUUCCCUCCUGCUUGGGACGUAACAAAUGAGCAGUGAAGGUCACCAUGGGUAGACGGCUUUCCUCAGCAUCAUAACCAGCACCUGAGGCUCCUAGCCCCCUGAAUGCAGCACCACCAUGGGGGAGGUGGUCCAGAUGCACUUCACCACGGUGGACUACGUCAUCUUUGUCCUGCUGCUGGUGGCCUCUGCCGGCAUCGGCCUCUUCUACGCCUUCUCUGGGGGCCGCCAGCGCACCACCCAGGAGUUUCUGUUGGCUGACCGUUCCAUGAGCUGCCUGCCCGUGUCCCUGUCCCUGCUGGCCACCUUCCAAUCGGCCGUGGCCAUCCUGGGUGCUCCGUCUGAGGUGUACGCGUUUGGGACACAGUACUGGUUCCUGGGCUGCUCCUACUUCUUGGGCCUGCUCAUCCCAGCCCAUGUCUUCAUCCCAAUCUUCUACAGGCUUCGGCUGUCCAGCGCCUACGAGUAUCUGGAACUGCGUUUUAACAAGAUGGUUCGCAUAUGUGGGACUGCGACCUUCAUCUUUCAGAUGGUCAUUUAUAUGGGGGUUGUACUUUAUGCUCCAGCUCUGGCACUUAAUGCAGUGACAGGUUUUGACCUGUGGGGAGCAGUGUUGGCCAUGGGGUUAGUGUGUACUCUGUAUACUGCUCUGGGGGGGCUGAAGGCAGUGAUCUGGACUGACGUGUUCCAGACCGUGGUGAUGUUUGCGGGGCAGCUGGCUGUCAUCGUAGUGGGAGCCAAUCAGGCUGGAGGGAUAGUCGAGGUGUGGAGGAAAGCGGUGAACGGCAGUCGCAUUGCUGGACUCGACCUGAACCCCGACCCUCUGGAGCGCCACACCUUCUGGACGUUGGGAGUCGGGGGAGUGUUCCUCAUGCUGGCGCUGUAUGGCGUGAACCAGGCCCAGGUCCAGAGGUACCUCAGCUCCCGUACGGAGAAGGAGGCUGUCAUGUCCUGCUAUGUGGUUUUCCCGUGCCAGCAGAUUGUCCUCUGUUUGGGCUGCCUGAUGGGUCUGGUCAUGUUUGCUCGCUAUGGAGAGGACAGCCCUCUGGACAAGGGCUACGUGAAGAGCAACGACCAGAUGGUGCUGUACUUUGUUAUGGAUGUGUUCAGGGAUCUACCCGGCCUCCCCGGCCUGUUUGUGGCCUGUCUCUUCAGCGGAGCGCUCAGCACCAUCUCCUCAGCUUUCAACUCCUUGGCAACAGUAACUAUGGAGGACCUGAUAAAGCCUCAUUUUCCAAAUAUGACUGAAGCAAGGGCCACUCUUCUGUCCAAAGGACUGGAAGCAAACCUCCUGCCUGUGCUUGUCCUGUUCCCCUCAGCUUUAGCCUAUGGACUGGUGUGUCUGGCUAUGGCCUACGUUGCCUCCAUAAUGGGAUCAGUGCUGCAGGCAGCCUUCAGUAUCUUUGGGAUGGUGGGUGGCCCCCUGCUGGGACUCUUCUGCCUGGGGAUCUUCUUCCCUUGGGCCAACUCUGUUGGAGCAGUAGUCGGGCUAGCAGCAGGCCUCGCCAUGGCCUUCUGGGUCGGGAUCGGAAGCUUUGUGAUGCGAAUGUCUCGGCCCCCACCAGGACCCCAGCUCAACGCCACCGCUCUGCCACUGUUCCACAACAUGACCACUACUGUCCUGAGCUCCCUGGUUACCAGCCCCACAGCCAAACCACGACCAACAGGAGUGGAAGCUCUCUACACACUGUCCUACAUGUGGUACAGUGCUCACAACUCAGCCACGGUGGUGGUGGUGGGUCUGCUCGUCAGCCUCAUAACAGGACCCAUGAAGGAGAGGGAGCUGACCCCGGGAACGGUGUUCCCUGUCCUCGGAACGCUGCUGUUCUUCCUGCCAGAACGCUACAAGGAGAAGCUGUGCUGCAUCACUCCUCUGGCCCUGAAGCCCACAGAAAUCAGCAGUCAGCCUUACCAAAUGGCCAAGAAGGACGGCAACGGGGCGGCCUGCUGCAAGGAGGACACGGCCACGGAGGACAAGGAGCUGGAGAGCGACAGAGCUCAGACGGAGGACGAGGACAUGGACGCACCGACUGCACACACAGUCCAGGAGACGGCCUUAUGAUCCAAGAAGCACACACACACUUUGUCCUGAGCUGCUGGUGGAUCCUGUCACCCUGGUAAAAUACUGAUGUUAGAGAAACGGAGAUUACGGAGGGCGUGGCCUGUCUGAGAGGGCGGGGCUACUGCCGCGUCACUCAGGCUGCUAACAUGCAGCAUGAAUGCUCUAACACACCGACUGGUGUUCCAGUGUGACCCGAUCCACUCCACGCUUUGGCAGAAAUAAAAGAAUCAGGCAGGGAAUCGUUGCACAGUUAAAAUCCUUUAUUUUUAUAGCAAUAAUAGAGCCACAAAUUCUAGAGUAUAUGAAGAUUAUAAUUAAAGAAAAUCAGAGACUGAAGUGUAACAACAUGGCAGCUUGGUUUCCAACUCCUCUGACCCGUUUAGCUGCCUCUGAAUAUGGGUCCAUGUAAAGGAAGCUGUGCCGAUGAGAGCAGAGGGACGUCUGAUGGAUCACAGCUGGUCCUGAUGGAACCAAAGAAUACUAAAGAUGAAGCACAAUGACGAUGUUCGAGCAAAACGGUCGACUCAAGGAGAAACGAAACAGAAAAAGGUCCAAUAAAGAUGCUAGUAAUAAGUUUUAGAGCAACUGAAAUGCAAUACAAGCUUGUCUAAAAUAACCACUGACGGCUCAGCGACAUCAUAACACUGAGCUCUAAUUCUGCUUAAAACACUUCCUGGGUUCCACAUCCUGUCAUUGUUUCAGUAGCCUUUGUUUUGUUUAAUGAAAAUAUACCAGAUGACCAAAUGGUACAGCAGACAUCAAAAAUAGUCAUAGUAAGAAUAACUAAAUGAGCUAAUAAAAGAUUAGUUCAAAAUGUUUCAUGAAAGUUUCCUUCAUAUGGAAACUUAUCAUUCAAAUCUACAUGUCAACCUGUCAUAUGGUCCUGGAGGAAGUUGAGGUUGGAGGCGGUGUACCACUAAUGAUCUUCCUGUGUGAAACAUUGACUGGAAAUGUUUCAUCAGUAUGGACCUUACCAAGCUCCGCCCACAACCGACCCA
This is a messenger RNA of Xiphophorus maculatus (southern platyfish), 3212 nucleotides long. It is a transcript of the gene slc5a6a, whose product is annotated as sodium-dependent multivitamin transporter-like. Gene Ontology annotation, biological process: pantothenate transmembrane transport; biotin transport; sodium ion transport. The transcript has 17 exons. Gene Ontology annotation, molecular function: sodium-dependent multivitamin transmembrane transporter activity. Bases 271 to 2214 code for a protein of 647 amino acids. Lineage: Eukaryota; Metazoa; Chordata; Actinopteri; Cyprinodontiformes; Poeciliidae. Gene Ontology annotation, cellular component: membrane. The record is from RefSeq and is a predicted model, not a curated record.